CCCCCCCCCCUCCCGGCGGCCUGCAGGCGGUGGGGACGGGGGCCGCGUUCCGGGACGGGUCUCGGCCAGAGACGCCCCGGGAGGACCCUCGGAGGCCAGCUCUGGCCCUGCUGUCUCCGGAGACCCGUGCUCCCCAGGUUUGGAUGGCUAAGGAGCGGUCCUCCCGGGAGUCCCUCACCGCCUUCCCUGGGGCAGCCCGGGGCCCAGCCUCCCCGCUGGAAGGGCGGUGGCCCCCUGCCCCGACAGUGGCCCUAUGUGUCACGUCUCUGUUAAAAGCGCCCAGAGCACCCCACUCAGCUCUUUGUGAUCUAGCCCAGCUGAGACUAAAGAGAGGUGCUUUCCAGUGGCUUUUUGAUGAUGGUGGCACGUUGGGAGCCUGCCACAGCCCUUUUAGAUCUCCGGGACACCGAGUUUUAUGAGUUUUAAUCUGCUGACUUUGGGCCUUAUUACCUCUGUGAAGUUCAGGGAUUUUAAGGAGGAAAAACCUGUCCAGGGCCCCACAGACGCCAGCCCUAAAGCUUGCCUUUGACGCAGCAUAGUCACCUGGGUACCUCCCAGGGGACAUCCGGGAAGAGGAGAGAAAACUAACAAGUUUUGUGCUUGAGUUGCAAAAAGUCAGAAGUCCCAGAGAAGGAGUGCCCAGAGUCUGUCUGCUGUGUGGAGCAGUGUCUGUGGCAGGAGGUUGGGAGGGCCCCUUGGGCAGUUGAAGGCAACGUUCAGACAGGACUGUGCUGGCACCCAUGCGGCUGUACACGCUCUCCAAGCGCCACUUUGUCCUCGUGUUCGUCGUCUUCUUCGUCUGUUUCGGCCUGACCGUCUUCGUUGGGAUCAGAGGGCCCAAAGUGAUCCAGACUUCCGCAGCUAAUUUUUCACUAAGUAAUAGUAAAAAGCUGAAGCCAAUUCAAAUACUUUCAAAUCCACUGUCUACAUAUAAUCAGCAACUGUGGCUGACAUGUGUUGUUGAGUUGGAUCAAUCAAAAGAAACGUCUAUUCAGACAAGCUUUCUCAUGACUGUUAAAGUUGAUGGUGUAGCUCAAGAUGGAACCACCAUGUUCAUUCAUAACAAAGUUCACAAUCGGACAAGGACCCUCACCUGUGCGGGGAAGUGUGCAGAAAUUAUUGUGGCUCACCUCGGCUACUUGAAUUACACUCAGUAUACCGUGACUGUGGGAUUCGAACACUUGAAGCUAGCCAUCAAGGAAAUGAACUUUACAUGGAAGACUUAUGACCCUGCAUUUUCCCAACUGGAAAUUUGGUUCCGAUUCGUCUUUGUGGUGCUUACCUUCAUUGUCACUUGCCUGUUUGCCCAUUCCCUCCGGAAGUUUUCCAUGAGAGACUGGGGGAUGGAGCAGAAGUGGAUGUCCAUUCUUUUGCCUCUGCUGCUGCUUUACAAUGAUCCGUUCUUCCCCCUCUCCUUUCUGGUGAACAGCUGGUUUCCAGGCAUGCUGGACGAUCUCUUUCAGUCUGUGUUCCUGUGUGCCUUGCUGCUCUUCUGGCUGUGCGUGUACCAUGGGAUACGGGUUCAGGGAGAAAGGAAGUGUUUGACUUUCUAUUUACCUAAAUUCUUCAUUGUUGGACUAUUGUGGUUGGCUUCUGUUACACUAGGAAUAUGGCAGACAGUUAAUGAAUUACACGAUCCAAUGUACCAAUAUCGAGUUGACACAGGAAAUUUUCAGGGAAUGAAAAUUUUCUUCAUGGUGGUGGCAGCUGUGUAUAUUUUAUACCUUUUGUUCUUGAUAGUGCGGGCCUGUUCCGAGCUACGUCACAUGCCUUAUGUAGAUCUCAGGUUAAAAUUUUUGACUGCAUUGACUUUUGUAGUACUUGUCAUUAGCAUCGUCAUCCUUUAUUUAAGGUUUGGAGCGCAAGUAUUACAAGACAAUUUUGUAGCUGAACUGUCAACUCACUACCAGAAUUCAGCUGAAUUCUUAUCUUUCUAUGGCUUGUUGAACUUUUACCUCUACACUUUGGCCUUCGUGUAUUCUCCAUCGAAGAACGCCCUAUAUGAGUCCCAGCUGAAAGACAACCCUGCAUUCUCCAUGCUGAAUGACUCCGAUGAUGAUGUGAUCUAUGGGAGUGACUAUGAAGAGAUGCCUCUGCAGAACGGCCAGGCCAUCCGGGCGCAGUACAAGGAGGGGUCUGAGAGUGACUGAGCCUCGGGCUGUCCUGCAGCACCGCUUCCUGGCCCUCCGUGCUCCUGCUGGUGUUCAGGCUUGUGUCGUGAGCAGAGAUUUCCCGGUCCUUACUUGUUUACGUAUUUUUGAAAGGAAAACCAAAACCAAGGAUAAAUUUAAACAUUGGGCCAAAUUUAUUGUUAGAGUGGCUACAUUUGUUUGGGAAGAGAGGUGCUGAUGAAAAGUGUAAACAGGCAGAUCCUUUUUCAAGGGUUUCAGAUGAGAAAGGAUUUGUUUUUAGUGGUGAGGAGGAAAUUACUCCUGUUUUUAGUAGGUUUUUUUUUUAAAUAAUUUGCUAACUCCAAGUCCACGGAAAGCCCUUAUGAAUGAAGUUGUCAGCAUGGUGACGUUCUCUCUCUUCCUUUUUUCUCUGCCCUGUACCAGUUUCGACCCUUUAAACUCUAAGGGAAGCCUAUUUUUGUGCCUGUCUCAUGAGGGCAGCCUGAGUGGCCAGCGCUCUGGAUAACCACGCAUGUUAAGUGACUCGUAACUUGUCUGUUGUGUGAAAUUUGUGUCAUGUCUCACUAGAGAAAUGGUGGGCGAGCCGGUUCUAGCCCUUCACUGCCCACCCCCCACCCUGCCCCCGGGGGCGGAACUGGCAUUGUGGGCUUCUGAGGAGGACUGGGUGAGCUUCAUAGGAAAGGGUAAGAAAAUUGACAAGUGCCAGCUCUUGUUGGGAGAGGUCUUGCUACCAUACAGUUUUCCAAGAGCCUGUGUACACACGUGUGUGCAUGUGAGGGUUACAUGUAUGAAUAUGAAUGGAUGUUGCUGUGAUUGGGGUGGGGAAGAGGGUAUCCAUUACAGUUCCCAUGAGCUGUAGUUUCUACAACUCCAUUAAAGAUGACACCCUGUGGAACUUUAUUUUUUUCAUAAAAGCUAAACAAAGGAUCGAUAAAAUAUUAUAGUUUCUUUACUGAAAAAAGGUUUUUCAGUUCCUCAUUUGGAACCUAAAUGAAAGAAAGUAAAACAUUUUUGAUGACUUGUGGAAGGAAGCACAUCUUUGGGUAGAAGGUCACUUGAUGGGAAUCAUGCCCCACCCUCUCAGCCUCAUACGGUGGCCUGGGAAGAUGAUGGCUUGCUCUGGAAAAGAAAAGUUGUCUGAAUCUGUGGCAUCACAGAAGGCCCUGGAGAGUUGCCAGUUCCUUUUUGUCAGAGACUAAGUAGAAGUCUGGUAUAGAUACCUCCUUUGCUUUUCCUUUGACACGCACAAUAAUGUCUGUCUUGAACUGUUGACAUACGAUCAUUGCUAACAUCCUGAUUGAUGGCAUGGCACAGGAUAGGAUUGUUCGGCUCUGCAAACAGUACCUACAUUUUCUUCAUCUAUGCAUUAACUCUUAGAUUACCAAGCUAAAAAUCGGAUUUCACUUUAGACAAUGCUGGAACCUUUUAGAGGUUCAUGAGAGACUAUUCAUUAUGACUUUACCUCUUUGUGUUUAAUUUAAACUUUAGUGAUAACGUACCUUUAAUAUGGAUUCCAUUUAAAUUUGUUUUUAAAACCCUGUAAAUAUGAAAGUUUGAAUUAAAACAACUGUAUUAUUGCAAGGGUAAUUCGAGUUUACAUGGUUUUUACAUUUUCAAUGGUGUGAUUUUUUUUUUUAUUGUAUUCAGUGGUAUUGGAAAAACUUUUCUGUUACCAAAUUUUUCUUCUACUAACUAUAAAUAAUUUUAUGUAAAUUGAUGAAAACUUACUUGGACUGAUUAAUGUAUUCUAGUAUGUGAUAUAGUUUACAGGUUUUAAUCAUUAUAAAAUAACUGUCCAUAAUUUGGAAUGCUGUUAUUUAUCAGUAAACUACUUGAGGCAUUUAGCCAUACACGUUAGAACUUUUUAAACCUUGUCUUUGUCCUGUAGUAUAAUUAUAAACUGAUGACUGAUAAUCUUCAUACUUGAGUCUUCAUGGUAUCAAGUCAAUGAAAUGAAAAUAUGGGAGUAUUUAUUUACUUUUUAUAACUAAGCUGGAGACAAAAAAGGUAUAAAAGUAAGUACUUAAAGGGAAAAUGGUUCUUUGUUAAAUCGUGCAUUUUGGAUCUCUGGUGCAUCACACGUAUCAACAAAUUACACACUCCAUGUAAAAAUUUGCUUAAAGUAUAUAGCAUUUAGCAUGUAUUAUAUAUGCCGUAGAUAUUAGGUUCAAACACUAAAGUCUGCCGGAAACUUUCGGCAGUAGCAAGAAAAAAACUUUUUCUUCUUUGGAGAGUAUCAAAGUUUUGCAAAACUUAAAUUAUAAAUUCAGAGGGCUGACUUCAGUUCUUGCAUGGUAAUGGCUUGUAUAACAUCAUCUUUGGGAUAAUUUUUUAUACUGGUCCAGUCUAGGGGAAUCUGGAAGGUGCCUGUCGGUAUUUCAGUUUCCCUAGGGAGAGCAUCAUUAUCCAUGUGGGUAAUAGGUCUGCUUGAUUUAUUAUUAAAUCAUUACAGCAGUGAAGUGAUGCAGUUUUCUCUCUCUUAAGCCCCAUUUGAAAGGCUAGAGAAGGGGAUAUAUAAAAUAUAUUCAAGGUUUGUAAGAUUGUUCCUGUACAUAAUUACAGAUUGCAAUAAAAGUUAAGAUACACUAUGUAAACCCAGCCCACUAAAUGGGCAGGUUACAAGACAAAUGUCACCAGCCUCAAGUAUUUCCUGAACUAUUUACUGAAGGUACAGUUGUUAAAUGGGUUACGGUGUGGUCAGUGACUUGUUUCCUGGAAUCCUUCUCACAGGGUAAACCACGGGAGCUCAUAGACAGGAUGACAAGAGAUAGCUAGUACAUACUUAAGUCACUAAAGAAUAUUUAUGUAUUUUGAGGAUUUUAGAAACCAGUUGCCUUAGAGGUUAGACUUUUGGAAAAAAAAGAUGUUAAUCUUUUCCCCAGGCCAAAGGGAAGUCGCUUUCGUCUGUGACAUCUUGUUAUCCUGUUCAUGUUGACCUGACAGGUUUUAGAUAUACUGGUAACUAUAAUACCACACAAUGAAACACAGAAUUUUCUGCUACUGAAAACUGCCUUUUUACAAAAAGCCUGUAAAUAUUUGUAAAAUAAAAACAACUUUAAGCUCAGAAGAACGAACUACGUAUUAGGUCUUGGAACUGUGUCAGUGAGCACAGUAACACCUGAUCACAGAAUGAUCAUUGUAAUCAAUCAAAAGUGAAUAAAUGUUUGUUUAUGGCAAACUUACACUUUGGAAAUGGCUUCAUUCUGAGACUGCCUUUCUGGUAAAUGUUAAUAAAUUUGAAACAUUCGGUCCUUA
Molecule: messenger RNA, 5387 nt
Organism: Acinonyx jubatus (cheetah)
Lineage: Eukaryota; Metazoa; Chordata; Mammalia; Carnivora; Felidae
Gene: TMEM181
Product: transmembrane protein 181
Exons: 17
Coding region: 741-2150 (469 amino acids)
Molecular function (GO): toxic substance binding
Source: RefSeq, a predicted model, not a curated record